Molecule: messenger RNA, 2152 nt
Organism: Oryzias latipes (Japanese medaka)
Lineage: Eukaryota; Metazoa; Chordata; Actinopteri; Beloniformes; Adrianichthyidae
Source: RefSeq, a predicted model, not a curated record
GUGGCAGGAUUAAUUGGCUCAGGUGCUGUAGGGCAGAGGAUUACUAGCAGUGGCCUCAUGGGGCGCUAUAAAGGGCAAAGAAGCCUUCACUCGGCCAGGGGCAGCAUUUGGCCAUUGGAACCGCCCACUUCCUGUUUUCACACCUCCGGCUAGCCUCACAGGUAAAGUAGCGGUGGUAGGCUAAGGACAAGAGUUUGUUCGCUGCCUCAUAUUAACACACUCUUUCAGCUCCGGAUGAGACCUGCAGGCACAGAUUGAGCAAAAUACAGCCUCUGCCAUCGAGCGCGCCUCCCAGGUGACGAACAGUCUGUCUGGUAAGCCGGCGAGGGUCAAGUCCUGCGCUUGCCUUUAAGCUGUUCUUUUUUUGUUUUAUUUUGGUAAUGUUUGUUGUUCUUGCAGCGCCGGGGACUUUCUGACGCUCCCACCUGCUGAACAGCUGCUGCUUUUUAUAUAUUGAAUUUUAGAAUUAUUUUAAGGAACUGUCACCGCUCGUGAUCAGAAUCCCUGUAGACUCCUGACCAGGGUUCUGCCGGGCCCGGGUGCUCCUCAGCUGCCUUUGAGCCUGAGCAACGGAGGACUAACGGGGCGUCACGCCUGAAUCCUCCACCAACGAGAAUAAAAGCUCGGCCGCGCUCCGUUCAUUGAGCAGCACCCUACGGGCGGACUUACUCUCACGAGAGUUUCUUUUAUUUUGCUUUUAGCAUUUUUACACAAUUCUUUUAGACCUGUGUUUUAACUGGAUUUUAUUGUGUGAUCCACCUUUGUUUCCCCCCUCCCUCAGUGCUGAGGACUCAGGUGCCAGCCCAGAAUUCUAGGUGGAGGCUAUCCCCCCAGUUUGGAGUGACGUGUCCUUGGGUGAAGGUUUCACAGUGUGUGUGUGGUCUGCAUCACAAGCAGCAGCUGGUUCCGCUUGGAAGUGAGGAAGGUGAUUUGUGCAAGGUAACUUGGCAUCCUAAUAACCUUGGAAAGUGGACUUUGUUUUGUUGGGACCUCUAGGUUUAAGUAAUGGAAGGACAGGUCCAGGAUUUGACAGACCUGGUUUCACGGCUGCAAGCUGAAAAUGAGAGGCUGCGGCAGCAACAAGCAGCAGCUUCUGGCCCUGGUGCAGCACCUGCCACUUUGGCUGGGCCUUCGACCAAUCCUCCCGUGGUUGAGAGACUGUUGUAUGUCCCUAGAGACAGAAAAUGUCCCAUGUUUAGGGGACGGACUGGUAUUGGGCUUACGGAGUGGCUUGAGGAGGUGCAGGCUUGCAUGAGGACCCGCCAUUUAAGUGUAGCCGAUCAGGCGUUCUUUUUGUUCGAUCACCUGGAGGGAGAGGCCCGCGACGAAAUUAAAUAUCGCCCUGGUUCCGACAGGGAGGACCCGGCUAGGGUCAUUGCAGUGCUGCAGGAAUUAUACGGAUGCACUGACUCUUAUGUUGCCUUGCAGGAGGCAUUUUUUUCUCGUCGGCAGCAGGAAGGUGAGACACUGCAUGAAUACUCCCUGGCUUUAAUGAGCCUAAUGGCCUCCGUUAAGGGAGCUGCACCUAGUGGUGUUCCAAAUGCAGAGAUUUUAUUGCGGGAUCAAUUUGUGGAACAAGUUUUUGACUGUGCCCUACGCCGUGAAUUAAAACAGUUUGUGCGCCGACAGCCCACCGCUACGUUGCUGGAGGUUAGGGGUGAGGCAAUGCAGUGGGAGCGGGAGGGUCUCCCUGGAGGCGUACGGAGUCGUAGUUACUCCGUCCCCUCUGUCCCUGGGUUCCAGUGUGGCGUUGGGGGUAGUUCCCAAUCAGUCCCUCCGGUGUCCGAACUAUCGGAGAUAAAGGAGAUGUUAAGGCUCCAACAAGAGCAGAUCCUCCAGAUGUCUCAGGACCUGCUACGCCUGCAGAAUCCUAGCCAGGCCAGUCGUCCCCCUCGUCGUGGUCCCAUUAUUUGCAGAAGGUGUCAGCAGCCUGGGCAUUUUGCCCAGGAUUGUGAUGGCGUUCGGGUGGCUCCUUCGGCCCGCCCAGUCUCGCCUACCCAAAGGUCCCGCCAGAGAAAUAAUAACACCCCAUCACCAUCGGAAAACUAAUGCCCACCGAGUUGUUGAGCCACAGCUCGGAGGGGGCAGCCGCUGGCUCCAAGGGGGAGUUUGAUGGACUUCUGGCAUCUUGUCCUCAUUUACAGGUGUGCAU